UACAAGGAGGAGAGCCUGCCUCGAGACUGGGUAAUUGCAGUCUCUGAGAACGGCUGGACGACAAACAAGCUUGGUAUCGAGUGGCUAGAGCACUUUGACAGGCAUACAAAGGGGAGGGUUGUUGGCAGCCACCGCCUGCUAGUUCUCGACGGUCACGAGAGCCACAGCUCAAUCGAUUUCCACCAGCUCUGCGAGGAGAAGAAGAUUAUCACCCUCUGUAUGCCUCCACACUCCUCGCACCUACUGCAGCCGCUUGACGUUGGCUGUUUUGCGCCGCUAAAGAAGGCGUAUGGGUGCCAAGCCGAGAAGCUGAUGCGCAACAAGAUCACCCACAUCACGAAAACAGAGUUCUUACCGUGCUUUAUUGCCGCCUACAAGGCCUCUAUUACAAGGAGCAAUAUCCUAGGAGGCUUUUGA
Alternaria arborescens is the source of this 417-nucleotide messenger RNA. RefSeq lists its product as hypothetical. The transcript has a single exon. Gene Ontology annotation, molecular function: DNA binding. The record is from RefSeq and is a predicted model, not a curated record. Gene Ontology annotation, cellular component: nucleus. Lineage: Eukaryota; Fungi; Ascomycota; Dothideomycetes; Pleosporales; Pleosporaceae. The annotation marks the transcript as partial.